Procambarus clarkii (red swamp crayfish) is the source of this 4046-nucleotide messenger RNA. The record is from RefSeq and is a predicted model, not a curated record. Lineage: Eukaryota; Metazoa; Arthropoda; Malacostraca; Decapoda; Cambaridae.
AUAAUGUGUUCUUUGUUCUUUUCAGGGUCAAAUUGUGUGAUGACAGCUAGCUGGUGAUGACGAUAACUAGCGGUGACGAUAACCAGUGAUGACCCUAGCUAGUGAUGACGAUAACUGGUGCAGCUCGACGCCUGGGCAGAGGGAGACGCAUGGUCAUAACACAAUUCACAAGAGCGCAGACCAACGCGAUUUGUGGCCCAACACGAGUUAAUACUCACCAUGAAACUGCAAUAUUACCCAAUAUAUACUCGCGCAAUUUGCAACACAAUAGAAUGCAAAGCAGGGAAACAAUGCAGCACAGUGCUUUGAUGCCAUAAACUACAGUUUAAUAAGUGCGGUACCACGAGAACUCGGACUCCAGACUACAGAGUGAAAGGAACUCUGGUUACAGAAUAAUGAGAGAGAGAAAAGUUCAGGGAGUUGACCGUCAAUUACGAAGACGACACAGGCGAGACGAUGAAGCAUAAGAAUUUUGUUUUUGUAUAAAGUGGUUAAUGUUUCUUAUAUCUUUAAAUAAUGUUUAGUUUUAUAUAAAAAAAUACUGGUUUUUAUAUGACCCUUGGGGUGUCAGAAUGUGCAUGUUGAACCUGAAGUGAGAAACCAACUUGGAGUGCAUGGUGCAGUUGACCUGGUUUAAAGUCAAAUACACCUGAAGUGCAAGGCUAAGCUUGCCUGGAAGGUAGGCUCUGCCUGGCGUCUACUUGUGAGAACAAUAUACACAACUGAGUCAAUAAACACCAGUACAGUAAUCGUCGACAUUUCUCCCUGUAGUGAAAUAUGAAUAUUUGCAAGACGACACAAUUCAAGAAUCACCAUUAAGCUAUAUUUUCAAACAUACUAAAGACAAGGCAAAAAUACCUCAUAAGUGAAACCCAGAAACUUGACAAAAAGCAUUAGAAACCUGGGUAAUAUAGAGAACCUACUCCAAAGAAAUCUUAUACAAAAACUGGAAACUGUUCAUAUAAAUAUUGGUUUAGAAAAUAUUCAGGAUAAGAAUAUUCACUUAAUGCAUAGAUAAGUAAAAAGGAUAUCACAGAUAUCCCUUAAGAGUGUUGUGGCGUGGGGAGCCGGGUGUGGUAGUGUGCAGGAGGAGCAGUAGUGGAGGAGGAGCAGUGUGGAGGAGGAGCAGUGUGGUGGAGAGUGAUGCUGGAGGAGGCUGUGUCGUCCACCUGGCCAGGAGAGUGACCAUGGCAGCCUCCGGGUGUCGCCUGCUGCCAGUUCUAUUCUUCCUCUCCCUCCUCGCUCGCUCCGCCUCCGACCAGAAAGGUGCCCAGUGGAGCCCGACCAACAACCAGCUGGAGAUGGGCCGGCCCGCGGCCAAGGAGGUCGGCGAGCGGUUUGUUACCCAGAACAACAGCGUCGUCACGGGCCAGGUCGGCGCUCCUGUCAUCCUCCACUGCAAGACCUCCAGCGCUACCGGGGGACUGGUGUCGUGGGUGAGGAAGAGGGACUACCAGCUGCUGACGGUGGGGCUCCACACUCACUCCAGCGACGACCGCUUCUCUAUCAACUACGUCCACUGGGACUGGCAGCUGCACAUCCGCUACGUGCAGCCGCGGGACGCCGGGAUCUACGAGUGUCAAGUGUCCUCUCACCCUCCCACCUCGCUCUUCGUGCACCUGCAGGUGGUAGAGGCGGAGGCGGAGAUCCUGGGGGCGCCGGAGAAGCACGUGAAGCUGGGCUCCAUCCUGCGGCUGGUGUGCAUCAUGCACCACACCACCGAGGCCCUCUCCUACGUCUUCUGGUACCGCGGCAACGAGAUGAUCAACUACGAGUCCGAGGAAGGAACUGGGAGUGUGGUGGUGGAGAGCGAUGAACACACCAGUGUGCUGAUGGUGACGAGUGCUAGCAGACUACACUCCGGCAACUACACCUGCGCCCCCUCUAACACCAAGCCCGCCUCCAUACUGGUCCACGUCCUCAAUGGAGAAUAUCCCGCGGCCAUGCAGCACGGGGAGUCGUCGAGCGUGAAGCAGCGGCCUGGGGCCAUGACGACGGUGGUGUCGCUGGCCCUUUGCCUCCUGGCUGCCGUCUCCUGCACGCUGCCUGGCAGAGCGGCGGCACGGCGCGCCCUGGCACAGCCCCCGCAGGCGUCUUGCGCACACAGAGGCACGCAGAUACCCCGGCAGCCGCAGGCGUGUGGUGGGGCCGCACCUGCGGCUCACAGGAGCCUGGUAACGGGUGCUCGGAGUAAGGUUGGUGCGUCGGGGUACAUGGCCCAGCAUGGCCAGACUUACCAGUGGUGCCACCAGGGCCAUUAGUGAGGUACCAGUGGUGGCCCUGAGUGACACAGUGUGUAUAUAUCCUGGAGGAGGAGGAGGAGGUGGGGGCUGCACCUCCACCCACCUCCCUGUACAGUUACCUCACCUGCAGCCCCUCACACACCGCUGCUCCUCACUUGCAGGCCCUCACACACCGCUGCCCCUCACCGUUCUCGUACAGGGCCAGCUGUCUAAUACGAUAAAAUAUAAAAAUGCCUUUGCACCUCUUGUUUUAUAAAUUCGUACGUAUACAUACUUAUGAAUUUGUUAGGACACAUGAUACACACUACUACGUUGACGGCUCUUUACCACUAGCUCCCUUCACAGCCAAUUAUGUAUCAUGUAUCCUUAACUCAACACACACAAACAGUACUACGACGCGUUGGACACAUGACUAGUUCUUAAGUGUUUUGGCACGACGGUGAGACGAGAGAUGUGCCGACCCUGUUGGGCACGUUGAUCUGACAUGACAGUUACCAGUGUGUGUGUGUGUGAGGUGGAGUUUGUUUCAACAACAGUCAGGUGGAACCAGUAUCCUAGGAAAACGAGUUUAUCAACGGUAUAAUUUAUGAACAUUUAACUAUCUGUCGUUUAGCUUUUGUUCAGCGUGAGAUAAAUCUCACCUGAGAGUGUUGCGUGUUGAGACGCUGUUGUGUUUCUUGCCAACACUCUGGACGCUGUGGGUGUUGCUGCCUUACUUCACUAUCCUCUCCUCUACACACUUCAUCACUAUCUUCCCUUUCUCUAUCCUCACUAUUACUCAUUCUCUCUCCACCGUCCCCCCGCUCACCACUCUCCCUUCACGUCAGAAUAUGUAUAUCGCAUUGCAACGUGCACAAGAUGGGUAGUUGACUGCGCAUGAGGAGGUGGACUCGCUGCCUCGUAGGCACUACUAGGUAAGGACGGAGACUAACUGCACGAGUGGUUAAACAAUUGGUUGUUGGAAUUCAAUGCCAACAAGUGUAAGGUAAUGAACAUGGAAAGGGAGAGAGGAGACUGAAAGCAUCUUUUUUUUUAUCUUUAUUGUUAAAAUAACAAAACUAUUUACAAACUCAAUUAAUAAACGAAAUUAAGGAAAUAUAGAGGCAAAAUAAAACAAGGGAGACCAGAAGGCAGCUACACCAACAGAUAAAGGCAGCAACAGGAAUCGAAAAAAAGACAAGGAAUUGGUAGUGGAAAUAACUCCCACACUAACACCAGAGGCACACACACAAACAGAAUAACAUCAGCAGCAUAUGGGACGCUGGCAAAUACAAGAAUAUUUGUUUAUAAACCAAAAUGAGGACUACUUCGAGGCACUACACACAACAUUUGUUAGACCAAUAAUGCAACACCGCCACUUAAUCCGCAUCCUAUGAAACAAAAUCAUAAUUAAUAACGUACAAAUGUUUGGAAUAAUACUGGUACCAGAGCUGAAAGAAUUAAGCUACAAGGACAGGCUAAUGGAACUAAAUCUGACAACCGUAGAGGACACAUGGAAGUCAGGGGAUAUAACUAAUAUUUUUAUUAUACUAAGGGGCAUAAACAAGUUUAACCUCCGCAACUUGAGAGAGAGUAGGACAUGAGUAGCACGUGUCCUGGUGGUCGACCAGUGCACCUGUACCACAGGUACCAACAUCCACAGGUGUAAAGCCAGGGUCGACACACAGGUGUAAUGGCUAGAGUAACGUUACCAAGUAACGUAACAGAUACGACAAAGACUCGUUGGCGGAACAUAACGAGUUAGGUCUCAUGCCCUUGUUGAUGCUGGUAGGUAGUUACCACCACCCCCCCCCCCCACACACA